Molecule: messenger RNA, 1220 nt
Organism: Sitodiplosis mosellana (orange wheat blossom midge)
Lineage: Eukaryota; Metazoa; Arthropoda; Insecta; Diptera; Cecidomyiidae
Product: metaxin-1 homolog
Exons: 3
Coding region: 127-1074 (315 amino acids)
Biological process (GO): mitochondrion organization
Cellular component (GO): SAM complex
Source: RefSeq, a predicted model, not a curated record
UAAGAAAUUUCCAUAACCUAACUUGUUUGCAUUUCAUCAAAACAAAAGUGGUUGCAUGACUUCGAUUUUCAAUGCGACAACCAAUGAAAUAAAUAGAAUUGAAAGUGUAACGAUUAGCAUUCCGAAAUGGAAUUAUACAUUUACAGUGGUUUUGAUCAACUGCCAUCGAUUGAUUUCGACUGUCUUCGAAUUGCGGCAUAUGUGAAGUUCAAAGAGAUACCCGUGAAAAUAUCAACCAAUGGUAAUCCACAUCAUUCUCCAACGGGCUUUUUACCAUAUUUAAAGGACGAUAAUAAAAUAGUUGCCGGAUAUGAUGAAAUUAUCGAAUUCUUUCGAUCGAAGGGUUUCGGUAGUGGAGACUUCAUAUCCGCCUCAUAUGAAGCAUACUUUGAAUUUCAGUUCCUGCCGUACUUUCGCUACGUUCUAUUUGGUGAUCCAAACAAUGCUGACACAACACGCAUUCUGUACGCUAAAAGGACUCCAUUCCCAUUCAAUUUCGUUUAUCCACAAAAGUACAUCAAACAAACGUCGGAGUUUUUAAAAAUCGUUGCAAACUUUUCAAUCGAAGACAAACUAAUACACCACAACACAGCCGACAUGAUCCUAAAUGCGAAGAAAUACAUUAAUAUGUUGACAGAACGAAUCGACAAGAAGCGUUGGUUUUUUGGCGGUCAAAAGCCGAAUGAAUUCGAUGCAACCAUCUAUGCGGCCAUAUCCAUUCUGUUAAAUCUUCAGCUUCCAAUCAAUGAUUUGAAAUCGCACAUCACUGAGUGUCCGAAUUUAGUAAAUUACAUCGAUAGGAUACGCAAAAAAUACCUGAUGGAUAUUCGAGUCGGCGAAAGUGAACCAAAUCCCGCCAUAUUCAAUCGCGUACAGAAUGUUUUCAUCAACAAAGAGAAGGGAACUUUAUCGAAUGCAGUUGUAAAAACAAUGUUCGGUUUUUUGACCGUGGGUGCAAUGGUCUUUUUUGCAAUAAGCCAUGGCAUAUUGGAAAUUGUGACGGAUGACAAUGACAACGAUAAUGCACAAUACUACGGAGAUGAUGACGAUUCGGAAACGUUCGGUGACGAAUGAAGUUAAUAAAGCGAGAAACGAUGAAACAAUUUUCAUUUUUAAUCACAUUUAAGUAAGGUGAUGAAUAAGACUUUAUUUGGUUCAGUUUCAACUGAAUGGAUAGAUACAAAUUAUUAAAUAAAAGAAUCGAAUAUGGAUAAUUAUAA